GCGAAACUCCAGUUACCGCAUACUACAACAAUACAUCGCAGAGCAAGAUGCAAAGACGAGAAAGUGUGUGGUGGUAAAAGGCUGUGUUUUUCCUUUUCUUUGUCUCAGAGAAGUUUUACUUGAGAGAAAUUCUUCACACAAUACAGUGAAAGUAGAACCUUGGCUGUAAUGUCUAUUACCAACUGAUAAUCACAUUGCAGUGUUCAAGACUUUUAAGCGAGAACAAUGCAAGGAGAGGAAGAUACGAGUUUCGUCUCGAUCAAUCUUGAGCCGAGCGAGUGUAGCGUCUGUGGCCUCGACACCGGUGAACCCCUGACGACAUGCCACCUCUGCUCCAAGAAACCCUCCCCUCGGAGAAGCCCAAUCCAGAUCGGGUUCAACCAGUUGCCGGACGUUCUGCACACCGAAGUAAAAGCCCAUGAAACCUGUCUUGUUCUAGAACAUCAAAGAUUCGUAAAGAAAUCUCGAAGUCCAUUUCUUCAUCGACGGGGAUGCAGCGUCCCACAAGACUUUUCAUCCCCUGGAGCUCGGGAAUCCAUCGGCGACAAACUCCAGUGGCUCAUCAAUCACUCUAAGAAUGAAGACGUGAAAAAUCGGAAGAAUCUUCUGCAGGUACACAGUAGCCCCUGUACGCGGUCAAGCAGUCCGGUCACUUUGAGAGGAGUGUCUGAGAUAGACAUCUUAAGACGAAACAGUGAGCAAAAUCUAAGUUGUGAAUCAGGCUCCGUAGAGUUGAGGAAGAGCUAUGCUAAGUACCUCUAUGGGACACGUCUGACUCAGUCGCAGAGUGACGACAAUGUUGUGAUCAAAACCCAGAGUAUUAACUCAGAAACUCAAAUAACCCAAACCACCACAGUGCCUGAUGUCCGAGACAUCAAAAGUCCGUUGUCAAUAAAGGCUAGCAAAAAAACUAAGAAAGCAUCUGAAAAUGAUGAACAGUUCGACAAAUCAACAAGAGUCCGUAGCAACAAAAUUGAAAUGACAGAGGGACUUCUGACGCCAAUGUCAGAUAAACUCUGCCGUGUCUUGUCCCUUCAGGAUGAAGGGGCAGAGAAACGAGACGUUGAGAGUGAAACUCGAAGAUGGAGUAAUAAACAGAAACUGAACAAGGAGCAAUUGAACAAGAUGAGUGCAGCCGAGAUGAAGAAAGUCUUAUCAAAUUAUGAAAAUAUGAUAAAAGAAAUCUCUGCAGACCUCGUUGACUUCCUGCAGGAAAGGGACUCACUGGAUCAAGAGGUCAAAGUUCGUAACCUCACCAUACAGAAGCUUGUGAAGAUGAAGCACCAGCAACAACAAGACAUGCCAAUUAAGACUGCUGCCGUUAGUAACAUUUGAGGUAUCAAUUGUUUUAAGGACACGGAACACCUUUGGUAAUUGUCAAAGACCAGUCUUCGGCUUGGUGUAUCUCAAC
Molecule: messenger RNA, 1411 nt
Organism: Asterias rubens (European starfish)
Lineage: Eukaryota; Metazoa; Echinodermata; Asteroidea; Forcipulatida; Asteriidae
Exons: 4
Coding region: 226-1335 (369 amino acids)
Source: RefSeq, a predicted model, not a curated record